Blumeria graminis f. sp. triticale is the source of this 903-nucleotide messenger RNA. The record is from the annotation of a GenBank genome assembly. NCBI's taxonomy places the organism in Eukaryota, Fungi, Ascomycota, Leotiomycetes, Helotiales, Erysiphaceae.
AUGGAAGGAAUAAGGGUACCGGAACGAUCAAGCCCUACUCUGGAAAGCAACCCCGUCGCUUCAUUAUCUCGUUCAGGAUCGAGACAUGAGCUCUUUAAUCAUGAUGAUACAAAAAUUCUUUAUGACAUCCUUGACUACGAUGUAGCCGAUAGAAUUUUUGAGGAGCUCAAAAGUGAAAUUCAAUGGAAUGAGAUGCUACAUUGUGGUGGCAGUGUCCCUCGGCUCAUUGCAGUUCAGGGAGAAGUGGCAGAAGACGGUAGUCAACCAAUUUACCGUCACCCAACAGAUCAACAACUAUCACUUUCACCAUUCUCUCCAACAGUUGAACUUAUCCGUCAGAAAGUUGAGACUGCGAUGGGUCAUAAAGUUAACCACGUCCUUCUUCAGUAUUAUAGAGAUGGGUUGGAUUGCAUAUCAGAGCACAGCGACAAAACUCUAGACAUAUCUCCGCAAACUUUUAUCGGGAACUACAGUCUUGGUGCUCAGAGGACAAUGGUUUUUCGUACCAAAACGUCUAAUGGGUCUCGUCAUGUUUACCGAGUGCCUCUUCCUCACAACUCUCUUUGUCGAAUGGGGCCUAUCACCAACAAGUACUGGCUACACGGUAUUAGGCCAGACAAGCGGGCUUCAGGCAUAAAAUCUAUCGAGGAAAGUGCGUUCAAUGGUGGGCGGAUCUCACUAACGUUCCGAUUGAUUGGAACGUUUCUUGAUAGUUCUGGAGAAAAGAUAUGGGGACAGGGCGCUACUGCCAAAAAAAGAUCUGAUGCUCGAUUUAUUAAGUACGAAGAUACUCAGGAAGCCGAAAGGAUGAUUCAAGCAUUCAAGAGAGAAAAUUCUGACUGUAACUUUGAUUGGCAAGCGACCUAUGGGAAUGGCUUUGACUCUCUACAUAUUUUUAGAUAA